Molecule: messenger RNA, 1200 nt
Organism: Microthlaspi erraticum
Lineage: Eukaryota; Viridiplantae; Streptophyta; Magnoliopsida; Brassicales; Brassicaceae
Source: the annotation of a GenBank genome assembly
AUGUCAAAUAUGGAUUCAAAUAGUGGAAACGUGUCACACAUUUUACCACCAAAGAGAGGUUUUUUACAGCACGAGCUGUUCUCGCAGUUACAUAUACCAGGAAGCUUCGCGUUCGAAGCAUUUAGUUGCAUCUCCAAGUUUACAGGAGCUUUGCUUUGCUGGUUUGGUAACAACAACAAGAAUCUGCAAAAAAGGGAGAUUUUUAAGUACCAAUGGAGCUUAAGUUGUUGUGAUGAUUCUUCGAAGAAGCAUGUGAAGAGUAGUUAUCCGAAUUUCUCUUUAUUCCAUUUUCACUAUGGAACAAAAGAUUUGAUCCCUGGCUUCUUUGGAAACAUAUCUAAAUCCACUGUUCAGCAUUUUGUUAACGAAGCUGAGAGGCUACAUUCAUGUUCUGUGCUCUCCUUGGCUGUUUCGUUGAUACCAUCUUUACACACCAUGACCGCGAAUGGACUUGCUCUGCCACUAGCGAGUAAUGAUGUUCAAGCUCCGCAGAACAUUGAACACAAGACUUGUCAGGUUGGGAGUGAGGAACAUAGUGGUUUGAGUUUACACAAAUUGGAUUGGACAAGACAAACAGUAGAGCCUCGAACAGGGAUUGAAUUUCCAAUGUUGUUGAAGAAAAAUUCUCCAGGAUUCACUUCUGAGGUGCUUGUUGCAACUGGAUCUCGGACAAUGCAAAUAAUCAGAAUUAAGUCUCUAAAAGUAUAUGCAUUUGGUUUUUAUGUCCAUCCUUCCUCUGUCUGUCAGAAGCUUGGACCGAAGUAUGCCUCUGUUCCAGCUAGCAAACUCGACAAAUGCGAUGACUUAUACAAAGACCUUCUUAGGGAGGAUAUUGUGAUGAGUGUGAGGCUUGUGGUUAGCUACAAUGGCUUGAAGAUCAAUACUGUGAAAGAUGUUUUUGAGAAAUCUCUGCGUGCUCGUUUGGUGAAGGCAAAUCCAAAAACUAACUUCAAUUGCUUGAAUGAUUUCGGUUCAUUCUUCACACAAGACAUUCCAAUACCUGCGGGAACAAUCAUAGACUUUAGACGAACGGCAGAUGGACAACUAAUCACAGAGAUUGGUGGUAACGUGAUUGGAGCUGUCCAGAGCAAGGAUCUUUGCAGGGCGUUUUUCGACAUGUACAUUGGAGAUGUUCCGGUGUCUGAGCAGACAAAGGAGGAGAUUGGUAGGAACGUUGCAGGAAUCAUAAAGAGGUGCUGA